This is a messenger RNA of Zymoseptoria tritici IPO323, 1380 nucleotides long. RefSeq lists its product as uncharacterized. The record is from RefSeq and is a predicted model, not a curated record. Gene Ontology annotation, biological process: peptide metabolic process; proteolysis. Gene Ontology annotation, cellular component: mitochondrial intermembrane space. Lineage: Eukaryota; Fungi; Ascomycota; Dothideomycetes; Mycosphaerellales; Mycosphaerellaceae. Gene Ontology annotation, molecular function: metalloendopeptidase activity. The transcript has 8 exons. The coding region runs from base 82 to 1380 and encodes 432 amino acids.
AAGGAGUCGACAAAGCUGAGAUUUGAACUUGCCCAGCUUAACAAUCUUUCGUCGUGGGAUGAAUAUGCCAUCGAGGGCACCAUGGCCGGGACGACAAAGGCUGUGGACGACUUCCUUACAGAUCUCCAGACCAAUAUCUAUCCUCUGGGCCAAAGCAAUCUUGCGAUUCUCAACGCGCUGAAGCAGAAGGAUGAGCGGCUGGAGAGUCCCAUAGGCGACCGAAGCAUCGCAUAUCGGUGGGACCAGAGCUACUACAACGAAUUGCAACUCAACACGACGUACGAUAUAGACUACACCGCCACGAAAGAUUACUUCCCUGUCAAUGUGACAGUCCCUGCCGUACUGGAUAUCUACGGCGAAAUCUACGGCCUUCGGUUCGAUCACAUCGACACUGCGAGCCCGGAAGCCGAUGAGCUCUCCCCAACAGGCAAGGGUAGCGACUUGGUCUGGCACCCCGAUGUGAUGAUGUAUGCAGUCUGGGACAACCAAGCGUACCGCGAUGCGAACCCGGCUGCCAACAGGACAUUUCGCGGAUAUUUAUACUUCGACCUCUUCGUCCGUGAGGGCAAAACUAGUGAAACAGGCAUAUCUGACCAGCUCCGGACCCGACAUCCAAACCAUGUUUGCGCCUCUGCUAAUUCGAUUCAGGUGGUCUUGAAUUUUCAGAAGAGCCCGGACGAGAGCAUCAAACCAAGUCUCAUCGGGUACUACGACAUCAAGAGUGUGAUGCACGAGUUGGGUCACGGUACGCAUGAUUUAACGUCAAUCACGACUUACGCGUGGAAUCAUGGCACAAAUGGGGUGCCGGCUGACUUUGUAAGGAACUGGUCAUGGAGGAAAGAGCAAGGCGAGGCGCCCGACGCUCCUCUCCCCCCGGUCACGAUGCCUGACGAUCUGAUUGCCAAAGUCGUCAAAUCCUCCGCCUUGAACCAGGGAAUCGACGCAUUGGACCAGAUCGCCUUUUCGCGCGUCGACCGGAAGUUGUAUGGGUCGACCAGUCUCGAGGAAGUUCAAUCAACCGAUGACGCCGCAGUAUACAAUGAAAUUUUCCGUAGAGUGUCUGGCUUUCCAGAUAACUCCGACCUCGGCCAGGGCAACGCGUGGGGCAACCUAAUAGGCCAAAUCAGCCAAUUCGUCAGUGCAUACUACGCGGGCCUCUACUACUCUUACCAAUGGUGUACGGCCUACGCGGCAGAUGUCUUCUACACGGCCUUUUACGACGAUCCGUUCAACAGCGCGACCGGAUGGAGAUAUCGCCAGACUGUGCUGCAGCCGUCUGGGACGAAGGACAUCAAAAAGCUGUUGCCGGCGUUCCUGGAGAGGGAGCCGAACACUGACGGGUACUAUCGUCAGUUGGGGAUCAAGGGCAAGGGGUCUUGA